Schistocerca piceifrons (Central American locust) is the source of this 2429-nucleotide messenger RNA. RefSeq lists its product as uncharacterized. NCBI's taxonomy places the organism in Eukaryota, Metazoa, Arthropoda, Insecta, Orthoptera, Acrididae. The record is from RefSeq and is a predicted model, not a curated record. Bases 9 to 422 code for a protein of 137 amino acids. Gene Ontology annotation, biological process: regulation of synaptic transmission, cholinergic; positive regulation of voltage-gated potassium channel activity; sleep. The transcript has 3 exons.
CGCCCAGCAUGAGGGGCUUCGUUCUCUUACUGGCUCUUCUCAUACCAGGAGAUGUGGCGCGAGCGACCGCCGAGCCGGAGGUGCUGACGUGCUUCCACUGCGGCGACGAGGCGCAGGACGGGGAGCCGCCUUGCAACACGCAGCCGCCUCAGGUGGCCACCUGCCCUGAGGCCAACUACUGCCUCAAGAUACUCUUCCAAAACGGGUCCGUCCAGCGCGGCUGCGCGCCACGGGCGACGGCGUGGGGGCGUCGCGUGCGGGUCGGCUGCGUGGAGCCCGUGCGCGAUGACACCAGCGUGCUGCGAUACUGCGCCUGCGACACGCACCUCUGCAACGGAGCGCCGCCACAGCCGACCGACAACUUGCUGCUGCUGUUUUUGUUAUUCUGCGCCUGUCUGCUGUUCUUCACGGGCGGACAAUAACCAGCCGCGUGCAGUACCCUCCGUGUCUAAUUACUGUGUAGCGGUUAACACCUCUGCUUGCAAACUUGACUCCAAGAUUUCGAAGCCCAUAAGGUAACUGAAAACCAGACUUUACCUACUGAAAUGCUAUCGGCGCCAUCGUCUAAUAACAACUUUCUACAAGUACUGGGUGUCUCAGUGCUUAUGUCAUCACCAGAAAUUUUUCUACAUAAAUGACAACUUUCAGGGUAGGUGGUGUUAGGAGUAUGAAAAUUUUCCGCGCUAAUACGCAAUUGUUGCGUGAAUUACCUUAGAAAUCUGAACAUUUGAGCCCGUCCACGGAAGGUCGACCGAUGAGCAUUUAGCUCGAUACUGACUGAAAUGGCUUUUCGCUGCAGCGUACGUCUACAUGGAAACGUGACUUUGUGCCAAGCUCCUUAAGUUGUCAGCAUCACAGCCCCGCUGGACUCUGCCGCAGGUUUACAGUGCGCCAGUAUAUUAUCCCCCGCCUGGUACAACAGUGUUCAUGUGGUUAUGUUGGAUUCCCACUGAGGGGAUCGGAUUUAUAUCAGGAGAACUUCGGACAACACAACACCACGGUCUUCUAACAUAUCGAAAUUGCUCGUAUUAUAAACAACAUUAGACACAACUAAGACGAACUCUGUUUUUUCUAAAUACGAAAGCCUCACAAACGCCCUAAUCGUUAUAGAUCAACAUUCUCUCUCUUUUUCUCUUUUUUACACACACACACACACACACACACACACACACACAGAUGAAACGCCAGAGAACUUUUAUGCAAGACAGGAAAUGAAGAGGAUUUGAUAAAAAUCCUGACCCAGGUUUUAUGAUGACGAGGUCAGUGCCACUUAAAAACUAUCGGUGGUGUUGAAUGAACUAAUGGAGGGAGAAAAUGACAGCAUGGGGUCUGCAAUACGACCCUCUUUGUAACUAUUGAAAGACGCACUGCAUGGUACAUUUAUUGUGGCGCUAUAUAUAUCGAAUAGAGAGUGUUUUCUCUAGUGCAGUGUUGUCAGAGAUAAUUUAUGUGAUAGUGCUGAAGUAAAGGAUGUUACAUAAUGUUUCCUCAGGAUAAGUAUUUUUGUUAUGUGAAUUAAAUGCAUUCUUUUCUCAUGUUGAACGAAUAAAUAAAAAAUUUAAUCUGUCAUACUAUCCUCUCAUGGCUGUCGAAAAUUUGUUUUCAGACAGAUUUUUGUCUUUUCCUGGAUGCAAAAGUGUUCCGCUACAGCAGAUUUAUCAAACUACUCCCGCUUUGCAGUUACCUUAUGCUCCUGAUUUUGUUAAUGCAGCAUUCUCGAUGUUGUACCGACGCACAUCUGACCAAAACUACAAUGUAGUUGCUACUUUAUCCACGUGACUGUUACAAACCGUAAACAUCCCUCUGUCUCAUUUCUAUAUUACAGGGAUAAAUCGUUUAUCUAAUGUGUUUUUUAGACAGUCAGUCAUGUGGAUUGUGCAGACGGCUAAUAUGUUACUACAGAGUCUUCGUGAUCGUCGUAAUGUACUUCUUACGUCAGAGGACCCCUACUCUUUCUUCAUUAAGGCGUUCUUGAGACAUUCCACUUCACUUCUCUUCCACUCUGGUUCAUGCCUCUAAGCAGAUGUACGGUGCAAGUCACUUCAGUCAGCGACUCUCAGUGUGCAACUAUCCGGUAUCAAGGGACUAUUCCCUUGAAAAUGUCCUCCACAGACGGAGAUACAAAGCUGAAAUAUUCAAAUGUGUUCAUUUGCCUACGACAUGAUAGCUCGGAAAAUUUAAUCAAGUUCUGUCUCUAUUUUUAAUGUUAGCCUUUUGUCCGGACUGAAGAACGUCGUAGUAACAACCUUUCUUCUAAUGAAGGUGUUAUACAGACUCCUUUGCUACAUUUUUCUGCUUAACACAGUAUUGUAUUGCAUGUUAACCGGGGGCCUAGAAACGACAGAGAGGCUCCGUCCCCGUCGCAGCCGCAGUGGUCCACAACCCCACGACGACUACCGCACUCCACUUCACCCCUCCGCCGCCCCACA